UAACUCCUCAGAAGAAGCUUAGAAGAUCUAAUCAAAAAAUGGCGACGGCGUUGAAGAAGAACAGGAAGAAGAGAGGCCACGUCAGCGCGGGGCACGGGCGUAUCGGGAAGCACCGCAAGCAUCCGGGAGGUCGCGGAAACGCGGGAGGCAUGCACCACCACCGGAUCCUCUUCGACAAGUACCAUCCGGGAUACUUCGGGAAAGUAGGGAUGAGGUACUUCCACAAGCUCCGCAACAAGUUCUACUGCCCCAUCGUCAACCUCGACAGGCUCUGGUCGCUGGUUCCGGAGGACGUGAAGGCCAAGGCGGGGAAGGAUGAUAAGGUGCCGAUGAUCGACGUGACGCAGCACGGGUUCUUUAAGGUGUUGGGGAAAGGGCAUUUGCCUGAGGGCAAGCCGUUUGUGGUGAAGGCGAAGCUUAUUUCGAAGACUGCUGAGAAGAAGAUUAAGGAGGCUGGUGGUGCUGUUGUGCUCACUGCCUAGGUUAGAUUGAUUUUUCGUUUUAAUUAUUGUCUUUAUCUGUUUUUGAUAUCGUUGUUGAACACAAAGUUUGUUGCUUUAUUGAUUUUUGGAAUGAGAGAUAUUUUGAUCAUUAUCAUUGGAUUAUACUCAUUUGGUGUU
Molecule: messenger RNA, 620 nt
Organism: Brassica rapa (field mustard)
Lineage: Eukaryota; Viridiplantae; Streptophyta; Magnoliopsida; Brassicales; Brassicaceae
Product: 60S ribosomal protein L27a-2-like
Biological process (GO): translation
Cellular component (GO): cytosolic large ribosomal subunit; ribosome
Molecular function (GO): structural constituent of ribosome
Source: RefSeq, a predicted model, not a curated record